AUGCCGGAGGUGACGCAGGACGGGGAGGGCGCUCCUCAGAAGAAGAAGACCGUGAAGAAGGUGCGCGUCCCGACGCAGGAGUUCACCAUGGAGGCUCCGAAGGACGGCGUCCAGGGGAUUCUGGGCCAGCUUGGUCAGCGGGAGAUAGACCCUCAGACGGGCAAGCUCGUGGGCCCCGUGCCAGGAACAACCAUGGAUCCUGAUCUGGCUAUUCCGUGUUUCGUCAAGGGCUUCGGCGCGGGGUUCGCGUCGUUCGUCCUCGGCUGGAUCUUCGGCUUCGGGAAGACCGUCUUCACGCACCGCGGCGGGGGCCGCCUGAACGCGUGCUGGAGGGAGGGGGUGUCUUCCGGGAAAGGGUUUGCGCUGGUGGGGGGGUUGUACUCCGCGUUCGGGUGCUACUCGCAGCGGCUGCGGCAGAAGGACGACGCGGUGAACUCGGCGGUCGCAGGGUGCGCCACGGGCCUCGCGCUCGGGUACGCUGGCGGGCCGAUCAUGGCUGGACAGUCGUGUUUGGGCUUCGCGGCGUUUUCGUACUUCUUCGAUCGAUGGAGCGCGAAUAACGACAAGGCCGUGGCCGCGGAGAUGGGGUGCGGCGGUGCGGAGGCGGCGGGGCGGCGGGCGGCCGCGGGGACGGUGCGGGGGCUCGGGAGGGCGAUGGCGGGCGCUGCGGUGCGCGCCAGGGCGGCGCACGAGGCGCUGAGCGCGCCCGUGGUCGACGUGGACCUGCUGCUCAAGUCCGCGUUCCACAUGCUGCAGCCGUGCCGCGGGCAGGGCUGCUUCGUGUCGGUCGGGCCGCGGGACGUGCCGCGACUUGACUAG
Pedinophyceae sp. YPF-701 is the source of this 819-nucleotide messenger RNA. The record is from the annotation of a GenBank genome assembly. Lineage: Eukaryota; Viridiplantae; Chlorophyta; Pedinophyceae.